Molecule: messenger RNA, 672 nt
Organism: Drosophila serrata
Lineage: Eukaryota; Metazoa; Arthropoda; Insecta; Diptera; Drosophilidae
Gene: PHDP
Product: Putative homeodomain protein
Biological process (GO): regulation of transcription by RNA polymerase II
Molecular function (GO): RNA polymerase II transcription regulatory region sequence-specific DNA binding; DNA-binding transcription factor activity, RNA polymerase II-specific
Source: RefSeq, a predicted model, not a curated record
AUGGAAUUUUCAUUCAUCAACAAGGCGAACUUCGACAAGGAUUGUAGUAUAUACAACGCUAACACGGAGUUUUAUCAUAAUAAUAAUGCAAGUGGCGGACUCUCUUCUGUGGCAAAUCACAUGAAUCACUAUAAUUUAAUGAUUGACUCAUCCAACUACAAGCUAUGUGCCAACGAGACUGCGAUGAGAGGUUCUCUGAAUCAGGAAUCGAGCUUACUAUUUUCAAAGAUAACCACAGUUUCAGAAUUUUAUCCUGGGACUCACAACAUAGCGUCCUAUAACUCGGAUUUCCAUUUAAAGUCGUAUGGCGAUGACGGUUUGAGCUUGACGGAUAAAUCAAAACAGAGACGGAUUCGAACUACCUUUACAUCGAACCAACUGAACGAGCUGGAGAAGAUCUUUUUAGAGACCCACUAUCCAGAUAUUUACACAAGAGAGGAAAUCGCAUCAAAACUGCAUUUGACAGAAGCCCGAGUUCAGGUGUGGUUCCAAAACAGGAGAGCCAAGUUCCGCAAGCAGGAGCGACAUGCCAUCUACAUAAUGAAAGACAAGUCCAUCAAAAUGGACAACCGCAAGAGUUCCGUAUCCGGCUCUAAGUAUCUAAGUCCAACAUCGGUAGUUAAGAGUUCCCAGAAUGCCCGUCAAAUGAAAUGCUUAUACGAUCAAAUAUAG